Messenger RNA from Grammomys surdaster, 2730 nucleotides. RefSeq names its product gamma-aminobutyric acid type A receptor alpha5 subunit (gene Gabra5). NCBI's taxonomy places the organism in Eukaryota, Metazoa, Chordata, Mammalia, Rodentia, Muridae. The record is from RefSeq and is a predicted model, not a curated record. Gene Ontology annotation, cellular component: postsynapse; GABA-A receptor complex; synapse. The transcript has 11 exons. Gene Ontology annotation, molecular function: benzodiazepine receptor activity; GABA-A receptor activity; inhibitory extracellular ligand-gated monoatomic ion channel activity. Gene Ontology annotation, biological process: nervous system process; chloride transport; gamma-aminobutyric acid signaling pathway. The coding region runs from base 412 to 1803 and encodes 463 amino acids.
GGAGAGGUGAGAUCGAGCGCGAGUCCGCCGGGGGCGCUGGGGGAAUCUGCAGCGGGGCAGCGCGCGGCCUCAGGCGCGGCGCGGAGCAGAGCCGCAGGGCGGCAGCGGGAGCGCGGGGCUCCCGGGCUCUUCGGCGCCGAGCGCUGGGCAAGUUCGCGCCGGCAGCAUGGGGCGGUGACGCCGCACCGGCCUGCCGCGCCCGCCGCAGGGACAGCGGGCGGCAGCGAAGCAGGAUGCGCCCUCGCCGACGGCUCGCCAGCCGGGGCCCGUGCGUAGGCACCUUGCAGAACAAGAAGCAGCUUGCUGGCUUUGAACGUGUGGCAAAUAUUUCAGAAAGCUUCAAGAUCAAGUUGGAGGAAAGAACAGUUUUUCUUCCAAAUUCAUCUACUUCAACUACUAUUCUUACUGGGAAUGGACAAUGGAAUGCUGUCUAGAUUUAUCAUGACCCAAACCCUCCUUGUCUUCUGUAUUUCCAUGACCUUAUCCAGUCACUUUGGCUUUUCACAAAUGCCAACUAGUUCUGUACAAGACCAGACCAAUGACAACAUCACAAUAUUCACCAGGAUUUUGGAUGGGCUCUUGGAUGGCUAUGACAACAGACUGCGGCCUGGGCUGGGAGAGCGAAUCACGCAGGUGCGAACAGACAUCUACGUUACCAGCUUUGGCCCAGUAUCCGACACAGAAAUGGAAUACACCAUAGAUGUGUUUUUCCGACAAAGCUGGAAAGAUGAAAGGCUGCGGUUUAAGGGGCCUAUGCAACGCCUCCCUCUCAACAAUCUUCUUGCCAGCAAAAUCUGGACCCCAGACACAUUCUUCCACAAUGGGAAGAAGUCCAUUGCACACAAUAUGACGACACCCAACAAGCUGCUGAGGCUGGAAGAUGAUGGCACGCUUCUCUAUACCAUGCGCCUGACAAUAUCUGCUGAGUGCCCAAUGCAGCUUGAGGACUUCCCGAUGGAUGCCCACGCUUGUCCCCUGAAAUUUGGCAGUUAUGCUUACCCUAAUUCUGAAGUUGUCUAUGUUUGGACCAAUGGCUCCACCAAGUCUGUGGUGGUGGCAGAAGAUGGCUCCAGACUCAACCAGUAUCACCUUAUGGGGCAGACAGUAGGCACUGAGAACAUCAGCACCAGCACAGGUGAAUAUACAAUCAUGACUGCUCAUUUCCACCUGAAGAGGAAGAUCGGGUACUUUGUCAUCCAGACCUACCUUCCUUGCAUCAUGACUGUCAUCUUAUCCCAGGUGUCCUUUUGGCUAAAUCGAGAAUCUGUCCCAGCUAGGACAGUUUUUGGAGUGACGACAGUGUUGACCAUGACAACACUCAGCAUCAGUGCCCGGAAUUCGCUGCCCAAAGUGGCUUAUGCCACAGCUAUGGACUGGUUCAUUGCUGUCUGCUAUGCAUUUGUCUUCUCGGCUCUGAUUGAAUUUGCCACAGUCAACUACUUUACAAAGAGAGGAUGGGCCUGGGAUGGCAAGAAGGCCCUGGAAGCAGCUAAAAUUAAGAAAAAAGAACGUGAACUCAUACUAAACAAGUCAACAAAUGCUUUUACAACUGGGAAGUUGACCCAUCCUCCAAACAUCCCAAAGGAGCAGCCUCCAGCUGGGACCGGGAAUGCACCCACAGUCUCUAUCAAAGCUUCUGAAGAGAAGACCUCGGAGAGUAAAAAGACAUACAAUAGCAUCAGCAAGAUCGACAAAAUGUCCCGGAUUGUGUUCCCCAUCUUGUUUGGCACUUUCAACUUAGUUUACUGGGCAACAUAUUUGAAUAGAGAGCCUGUGAUAAAAGGGGCAGCCUCUCCAAAGUAAACCAGGAAACCAUACUCCCACUGAAAUAAAACUGAGGAGAGGCCAAGCUCAUAGAGACUAUUUGGGCGCUGUCUUUCAGGAAAUUUUGCAUGUUUAAUAAUAUGUACAAAUAAUAUUGCCUUGAUGUUUCUACGUGUAACUUCAAAUGUUUCAAGGAUGUCCCCUUAACAAACCAAGCAAAUGGCCUUCUAGAACAACGGGAGGCAAUGACUGACUCUCAGAUGCUCAGCAUCCUAACACCAAUAGUUUACAAACGAGAUAAGUAUAUUUUUAACUGUUCUGAGUAUAUGAUGUUUUUAUACUUCGAAUGCCAUUUCAUACUGUUUUUCCCAGCCAACAGAACAUUUUAGGGAAUCCCUGUGAUGACCACUUGACAGGUGAAAAAGCAAAGAUCCUGGGGUACACACUGUCCAUGAAGAGCAAACUGUGGACAUUUAAGACCAGUACAAAUUGCCUUUAACAACUCUUCUUGUUCUGAAAUUAGAAAAAUACUGCAUGAACUGACAUUAAGAAAUAGAAUAAGCAAACAUUUAUGCAGACAAAUUUAAUAACAAGCACAUAGUGUCUUUAGAUUAGCAGAUUAAAUACUUCCCCAAGGAAAAGAAAUCAACUAAUUAAAAGUUAAUUUUGGUUUUUGUAGAAAAUAAAUUAUUUCUCACCCCAUCUCAACACUUCUACAACCUAAAUAAUGACUGAGGAAAAAAAAUCUUAAAACCUUAAAGCAACAAGGCCUUGGUCUUUGGAGGCAGUACUCAGUGACCAUUGUUUCUGGAUCCUGGCUCCUCUUGCUGCCGCUUCUGAGCUGAGAAAUUUUAAUUAAGUUAUUUUCUGUUUUAUUUCCCUGUACAUAUUUCAUGAUUGGAUUAUUGCUCUGUUAGCUUUUGUAUAUGAAUCUUAAAUGUUCAUUAAAAAAUGUAAAAAUGAGCU